UGGAGCUUUGUAUGGCGCCACAUUAAUUGGUUUGGAAAGCCAUUUUUAAAACGGCAUCACAAUGACGCAAGCAGAUACAAAAGGAUUUUCAUCUCGCACAAAAAUAUAAACGUGAAAUUAUCUAGAACCAUAUUUUCGUUUUAACAUACAAACGAUGAAUUAGACUUCUUUCGUGAACAUACAAAGGUUUCAAAAUAAAGAGCAUCUUGUUUCAGCUUGUAACUUCUGGGUAAGAUGUUCAACUGACUUAAUUUAAAGUCGCAAUGUAAAUCUCGAACAUGCAGACAAAAUUACAAAUCGAGCUGUGAGGCAUAAAAAAGAGGGAAACGCAAAAUGCAUGAUUCUUUUGAAUAUCAUUAUAAUUUUACAUUCGAAGACUUUCAAGACAGCUGCUGCAACGAUAGUGUUUUAAAUGCAUCUCAGAUGACACUGGCCAACGCGACAUACCAAUGCUUCAAUGAAACAUUUUGUUUCAACUUGACCAGUGAUUGUCGCUUUCUCAGUUGCAACGCGAACCAAUUCAUAUAUUUGCCAUUAGAACCCCUUCUGGAACUUUACAUGGCACAAGUCAUGCUAUCUUUCUUAGCGUUUACAUUAAAUUUGAUUGAGAUAUUAUACCUAAUCUGUCAAAAUCGCAAGAAGGUAGUAUCUGAGUACUUAUUAAUAAGUUUGGCAGUAGCAGACACGUGUUUUGCCUUGUCUAUAUGCAUCGUCUAUAUUUUGUUAAUUGUUAACCCGAAGUGUGGAAUUUCAUAUAAACAUCUGUAUUUUUUCGCGGACCAGAUAAUUCAAUUUUCCAUAAAUGGUUCCUUACUUCACGUACUGUCAAUGUCAUUGGAGAGAUUAAUUGUUGUCAUGUUUCCAUUAAAGUCCAGAACUCUAGUAACAAAAAAGAACAUAAAAUACACUAUAAUAACUCUGUGGUUUCUCACAUUUCUGUUGCAAGGCAGCGUCGCAACAUAUCAAUACACCCAUGCUUCAGUAAAGAAAGUAACAGAAUACAUUGGUAGUUCAGUCAUGCUUGCUGUAGGCACUAUGUUGUGUAUUUUAUAUGCUUUUAUUAUAAGACGAGUGAGUAAACAAGCCCGGUUUGUUCGUAGAAUUAGUACAUGUCAUCGUUAUAGUAAAAAACAAGAUCGCACAGAGACAGUUGCAUUUAUAACUGCUAUCGUGGUCACUGCUGGUUUUGUAUUGCUUACAUUCCCGCUGGCUAUUGGUAGGAUAAUGAUGGUUGAAGACUCAAAAAUAAGGAUAUCUUGUGAGUGCUUGAUUAUCUCCAACUCGCUUUUUAACCCAAUGGUUUACUUUUGGAGAGGUCACUGGUUAAAAAUACAACGACGAAAAAGCAUAACCAAUUCUAGAAAAACUACGACGGACGUUACCUUAGACGAUUAUGCUGCAGCGAAAAACAAUCGCUCUAGUCCACUUUCGAUAAGUCGUGAAAAUAUAUUUUCUAUAUCACGACAGAAGGAUAGUAAUAUGCUUGAUCCACAAGUAAUGGGUAGGUAUCGCGCAUACACAGAUAAAUGGGAUGGACAUUUAAAAUAUCGUUAUGAAUAAUUAUCAUUCUAUGUUCUACCAUUGAGAUCGCACUAAGAAGGUUUAAAAACUUUCUUGGUCACACGUAUUUCUACCGUGUAUCUCAUGUAUUUAUUUAUACUAUUUUAUUCAGGCUUUUAAAAUAAACU
Molecule: messenger RNA, 1688 nt
Organism: Hydractinia symbiolongicarpus
Lineage: Eukaryota; Metazoa; Cnidaria; Hydrozoa; Anthoathecata; Hydractiniidae
Product: lysophosphatidic acid receptor 6-like
Exons: 2
Coding region: 334-1560 (408 amino acids)
Biological process (GO): G protein-coupled receptor signaling pathway
Cellular component (GO): membrane
Molecular function (GO): G protein-coupled receptor activity
Source: RefSeq, a predicted model, not a curated record